Messenger RNA from Auanema sp. JU1783, 1059 nucleotides. The record is from the annotation of a GenBank genome assembly. NCBI's taxonomy places the organism in Eukaryota, Metazoa, Nematoda, Chromadorea, Rhabditida, Rhabditidae.
AUGGUGUGUGGUGGAAUGGAUGCUCACAUCAAUGGAGAACUCGCACAUGGCUUUGAGAAUUUAAUUUGUGUUCGUUGUGCUGAUGGCUUCUCUCUACAAGACCAAAUUGUCAACUCAACUGGUCAAGUAUGGCAUUCAGAAUGCUUCGUAUGUGCACAAUGUUUCGAACCCUUCCCUGAUGGCAUUUAUUUUGAAUUUGAAGGAAGAAAGUAUUGUGAACAUGAUUUCCAUGUACUCUAUGCUCCAUGUUGUGGAAAAUGCAAUGAAUUUAUCGUUGGUCGAGUGAUCAAAGCGAUGAAUGCCAGCUGGCAUCCGCAUUGUUUCCGAUGUGAGUUGUGUAGUAAAGAGCUAGCUGACAUUGGUUUUCUCCGAAAUGCCGGAAGAGCAUUGUGCAGAGAAUGUAACGAAAGAGAGAAGGCUGCAGGAUCUGGACGUUAUGUCUGCCAUAAGUGUAAUGCUAUGAUUGACGAAGGUCAACAUAUCAAAUUCCGCGGAGAUUCAUACCACCCGUACCAUUUCAAAUGCAAAAAGUGCAGUUGUGAGCUCACAGUUGACUCGCGUGAAGUAGGAGGAGAGCUGUAUUGUCUUCGUUGUCAUGACACGAUGGGAAUUCCUAUUUGUGGAGCUUGCCAUCGACCUAUCGAAGAAAGAGUUGUUACAGCCUUAGGGAAAAACUGGCAUGUUGAGCAUUUCGUUUGCUCUGUAUGUGAGAAGCCGUUCUUAGGUCAUCGACAUUACGAAAGGAAAGGACUUGCGUAUUGCGAUCAGCACUAUCACAAACUCUUUGGAAACCUCUGCUUCAAAUGUGGAGAAGCUUGUGGAGGAGAAGUUUUCCAGGCUCUUCAAAAAACUUGGUGUAUCAAAUGCUUCUCCUGUUCAUUCUGUGACAAAAAAAUGGACCACAAAACUAAGUUCUACGAAUUCGAUAUGAAACCUACUUGCAAGAGAUGUUAUGAUCGCUUCCCCACAGAAUUGAAGAAGAGAAUUUCCGACAGCUUGAAAGACCGCGAUUUAGAAAACCAGCGUCGACAGUCUAUGAGCCCAUCUCAUAGGCAGUAA